UUAGAGCUAUUUGUAUUUUCCAGAAAUCUGCCCAUCUCUACAUGGGCUAUAAAGAGGCAAAGUAUUUAAAAUAUUUAUAUACUAUCACAACAAAAAAGAUAUUAAAACACCAUGGCUGCUUCUCGAUGCCUACGAAGCCUCGCCAAGAUACGCCUUAUUCCCUUAAUUUUACCCCAAAUAUGGGAAUUGAAACCUUGAACGGUGCGAAUUUUUCUUCAUGGAAAGAUUCACUGAUGCUAACUCUUGGCAUGUUGGAUUUUGAUUAUGCACUGAGAGAGCCUGCCCCUCCUGCCCUCACUGAUAAAAGUACUGCUGAAGAUAAAAUAGUACAUGAGAGAUGGGAGAGGUGCAACAGAAUGGCUCUUAUGCUCAUUAAAAAUUCCAUCAGCAUAAUCAUCAGGGGGGCUAUUCCAGAUUCAUCUAAUGCUAAAAUAUAUCUGGCUUCUGUGGAGGAACAAUUCAAAGCAACUUCUAAGGCACAUGCUAGUACUCUUAUUUUGAAGAUGGUGACUACGAAAUAUGACGGGAAAAGCGGCAUUCGUGAGCACAUCAUGAUGAUGAACGACAUGGCCCGCAAGCUUAAGGGAUUAGACAUGGAGAUCAGUGAAGGUUUUCUGGUGCACUUCAUAAUGACUUCUCUUCCUGCAUCUUUUGAAGCUUUCAAGGUCAACUACAACACCCAAAAGGUCAAGUGGUCGAUGAAUGAGUUGAUUGCUAUGUGCGUACAAGAAGAAGAGCGUCUGAAGCUGGACAAACCUGAUGUGGCUUACCUCAUGACCGCUAAUCCAAAGAAGAGGAAGGGCAAUGUCGAUAAGAAGGAAGUUUCUAAAGUCCAGAAACGUGAUGCAAGUGCUUCUUCCAGCUCUAAGAACUCCAAAGGGAAGUCUUACUGCAAGUUCUGCCGCAAGGAAGGACAUAGACAGAAAGACUGCCAAGACUUUAAGGAGUGGCUGACGAAGAAAGGGAUUCCUUACAAUCCAGAAGCUGGAAAGAAACCGAAGAACACUUAAGCUGGGGAAUGGAACAGAACUAGCUGUCGAANACUAUACUUGUCCUUUACGUAGAUGACAUUCUAUUGGCAAGUAAUAGUUUAGACAUGUUGCAUGAGUCCAAGCGCUUACUCUCGCGUAAUUUUGACAUGAAAGAUCUCGGAGAGGCUUCUUAUGUUAUUGGCAUCGAAAUACACCGAGAUAGAAUCAAUGGUAUUUUGGGAU
Molecule: messenger RNA, 1214 nt
Organism: Cuscuta campestris
Lineage: Eukaryota; Viridiplantae; Streptophyta; Magnoliopsida; Solanales; Convolvulaceae
Source: the annotation of a GenBank genome assembly